CUCUCAGAAAGACAAACAAGUCCAGGGAUCGAAGGCCUAAACCUUUCUGCCUUUGAAGAGCCGAUGGCGCCGGCAACCGAACUUCAAGAUUUUCGGAUAUUCGUGGCGACAUGGAAUGUGGGAGGAAAGACUCCCAACAAUUGCCUCAACCUCGAAGAUUUUUUGCAGGUGGAGGACUCUCCAGACGUAUAUGUCUUAGGGUUUCAGGAAAUUGUUCCUCUAAGCGCUGGAAAUGUUCUAGUGAUUGAAGACAAUGAGCCUGCAGCAAAAUGGCUGGGGCUUAUAAGCCAAGCACUUAAUAAACCACAGCAUGACUCCAUCUUCUCUUCUGAUUUAGGGCCAGUUUCCAAAAUCUCAAACAACAACAUCUUGAAGGAAUCCAAGUCCCCAAGCAGCACUCUUCACUUCUUCCACAAGCCUUCUCUCAAAGCACUUAGCAGGAAUUUGAGGGCAGAUAGUAGCCUGCUUAAGAGCUGCAACUGCCCUGUGGACUUGCACUCUCGAGAGAGCCGGAGGAGGCAACGAAAGCUUAGUGAUCUCCAUAGUAAUUUAUACUCAGGAUCUUCUCACAUCGGUCGGUAUAGUUGUGUGGAUGAAUUGCUUUCAACUGCAGAAAUACCUUCCUCACCUCCCUCCCCCCGCCAGAUGAGUUACUGUCUUAUAUCAAGCAAGCAAAUGGUGGGGAUUUUCCUGUCUGUUUGGGCUAGGAAGGAGUUAGUGCCACAUAUUGGCCAUCUAAGGGUCUCCACUGUGGGAAGAGGAAUAAUGGGUUGCCUUAGAAACAAGGGAUGCAUAUCAAUAAGCAUGUCAUUGCACCAAACAAGCUUUUGUUUUGUGUGCAGUCACUUGGCUUCUGGGGAGAAAGAGGGUGAUGAGCUGAAGAGGAAUGCUGAUGUGGCUGAGAUCCUGAAGAGCACACAAUUCCAUAAGAUUUGCAAGAAUCCUGCUGCUAACCUAGCCCCAGAAAGAAUAGUUGAUCACGAUCGAAUAAUUUGGCUUGGAGAUUUGAAUUAUCGGGUGGCUUUGAGUUAUGAGGAAACGAGGGUUUUCUUGGAGGACAAUGAUUGGGACACCCUCCUGGAGAAAGAUCAGUUGAAUAUGGAGAGGGAAGCUGGGAGAGUAUUUAGUGGAUUUAAUGAGGGUCAGAUAUUAUUUGCCCCCACUUAUAAGUACUCUCAUAAUUCAGACUCUUACGCCGGGGAAACAAACAAAUCCAAGAAGAAACGCCGCACCCCUGCAUGGUGCGACAGGAUACUAUGGCGUGGAGAUGGCAUUGAGCAGUUAUUGUAUAUACGUGGGGAAUCAAGAUUCUCGGAUCACAGGCCUGUGUGUGCUGUGUUUUCAGUGGAGGUAGAAGAAAGGAACAAAAACAAUAGGUUGAGAAAGGGUUAUUCCUGCGCUGGUCGAAGACUUGAGUUUGAAGACUGCAUACCUAAAAGGCACAGCUUAUAUGAGUUCUAA
This is a messenger RNA of Corylus avellana, 1461 nucleotides long. It is a transcript of the gene BST1, whose product is annotated as DNAse I-like superfamily protein. Gene Ontology annotation, biological process: phosphatidylinositol dephosphorylation. Lineage: Eukaryota; Viridiplantae; Streptophyta; Magnoliopsida; Fagales; Betulaceae. The record is from RefSeq and is a predicted model, not a curated record. Gene Ontology annotation, molecular function: phosphatidylinositol-4,5-bisphosphate 5-phosphatase activity; inositol-polyphosphate 5-phosphatase activity; phosphatidylinositol-3,4,5-trisphosphate 5-phosphatase activity.